CUAUAACAGUUUAUUAUACUUUUACAGGCGUGGCUAUAAGAAAUUGUUAAUUUUAAUAAUUUUGAAUAGAAAAUAAUUAUACUCUAUUAUUAUUACGUAUAAAUAAAUAAACAUUGUAGGCUAAUAUACCAAAUGUGUUACAAAUACAUCAUUAAGUUAACGCUGUCUAGAUCUUCUUUUUAAUCGGUAUUCUCUGUACUCCUAUUUUUGAUAAACAAACAGUUUGCUGUUUAUUUCAAAAUGUAUGGAAGAAAGACGCCAUCCACUUAUCGCUCCACGCCGUCAGUAUACUCUCAUUAUACCGGAAAAUCAACAUCAAACUUGCGAUCAACAAAAUCUGUAAGAUCCCUGCGAGUACCUUGGUACCAGAAGCCCAUACUACAUGAUGCAUUUGUUCUUGAUCUACAGAGGGGCUCACUGCUCACUGGAUUCAUUUCUCUUUUCAUAGCCCUGUUCACAUUUGCACAAAGUAUAUUUGACCUGUACUGCUUGGGCAUGGCAUCUCCAGGCGCCGUACACUAUGGUUACUAUGUUCUUAGUUUCCAGUUUGUGUAUGUUGGUAGUGCACCAGUCCGCAAUGUACUUAUUGUAUUUGCACUAUUUUCUUGGAUUGGAUCUGUUGCUGUACUCAUAACUAGCAUUAUUCUCAUUAAUGCUUUAAGAAAGGAACAUGAGAAACGUAUAGUACCCUGGCUGUAUACAUUUGGAGUAUUCAUAUUAUUCAGGACUGUGGCAUUCAUAUUCGCCUCAAUAGUGAAUGAUAUGAUUUUUGCAUACAACAUCCUGAUGUGCCUUUGUUGGAUCGUCUUUUGCGUGUGUGGUGUCUAUGGAUGGGUGUUGGUGUACAGUCUGUAUUUGGAGCUGGCGGAUUUGACCAAAUUGGAGGACUUGGCUCAUUUGAGGAUGGGCACAAUGGCGUCUCUCAACGCAUCCCUCGCUGGUUCGCGCCCCACUACCCCCCACAGCACAGUGUCGACAAUGCCAGCAUCUCAGAUAUGAUAUGAGAAAAAGAAAGACGAUAUAACCGCGACUCCACAGCCUGAGAAUAUUCGAGAACUGGACAGCGCGGAUGAAGCCACUCCACUAUCUAUUGAAGGUAGUCUGGAAACGCCUGUUUAGACAAUAAAUAUAAUAAUUAAGGGCGCAUACAUAAGACUGGCAACAUUUACAUUGUCUGUCAAUUAAAAAGAAAUUAAGUAGUUCAAAUUUUUGAAAUAUUUAUUGAAGACUCUGUGGUGUAGUGUUGAAGGUUCUAUAGAUACAGAAGAAAGUAACACUAU
Achroia grisella is the source of this 1280-nucleotide messenger RNA. RefSeq lists its product as uncharacterized. NCBI's taxonomy places the organism in Eukaryota, Metazoa, Arthropoda, Insecta, Lepidoptera, Pyralidae. The coding region runs from base 241 to 999 and encodes 252 amino acids. The transcript has 6 exons. The record is from RefSeq and is a predicted model, not a curated record.